UUGUAAUACUUAACUUCUUCCUCAUUGCAAGUGUUUGUGCUAUUUACUCCCUAAUAGUGAGCUCUACAGUCAGUAAACUGUCUACAAGCGCUUGUAAUGGUGACGAGGAACAAUCGUGCGGCCGAGAAAACGCAUUAUCUGGUGGAAAAAAGUUGUUUAUAGCUUACUCUGGUCAACUUUUCACGAGGAUUGUGUUUGGCGUUCUCUUCAUGGUCCUACAAACUCAAUUUCUGUAUCCGACGGACUUUCCCUCUCGCUUUCGUUGUGAUCCAAACUCUGCAGGAGAUCAGCCAAGGAAUUCUACUGGCGUCAUGCAAAACUCCACACCAAUUUUACACGAUUGUCAUAAUCAACGAGCAACUAAAAAAAACUCCUGGAUGAAGGCUAUUCUGGUGGUGAACGGAAUUUUUGUCUUUGUCGUUCUGAUGGAAGCCGUGUAUAUUUUAAUACGAACGUGCAAAAAUCAUGGUUUCAUGAAAAAUUCCAAGUUUCUAAGAACUCACCUACUACCUCUGGUAGAGGAAAGUACACACCAUGCAACAAACAUCCCACUCAUUCCAAAGGAGCCUGAACAACCCCGAACAACAUCACUGCUCCAAGAAUUCAUCGAAAAUACAAAGGAAAAAAUUAAAAAAGACACAUGUCGACCUCCACAACUCCGAGCGCCUUUUUCAAGUCCUCCCGGCGAAGGACAGCCAGUUAAACAUUUAGCUCUAGAUCAGAUUUACACAAACCUUGUCGUUAUUCCGAACAGGGCUAGAUACGACUUUACUGGAGACAGACGGGAGAAAUUGGAAGUCUACACCAAAUCAGCUGAGAAAAACACAGCACCUAGUGGGCCGGAAGACAUUCUUAACCACAAAAACAAAAAAGUUUUGAUUGUUGGUCGUCGCCGAAUCGGAAAGACACUUUACUGUACCAAAGUUCUGAGAGACUGGGCAUUAAACAAAGCAUUCAAUAAGACACCUGAUGCUAAAAUCCAUUUUGAUGUUGCUUUCUUCAUCAAAUUUAGAGCUGUCAACGCGGUUAACAAAGUUACACUCAGGGAGCUGCUCACCUCGUCAGAACAUUCCCUAUCAGAUCACAUGGAUGAAGAAGUCUGGAAUUACAUCUGUGACAACCCCGAAAGAGUUCUCCUUAUUUUCGAUGGAAUCGAUGAAUUUAAGCAUAACUCAAAGAUCGGCGAUGAAAACUUCGAACCUAAAUUCAGCGACCGCGUGGACGAAAAGAUGCCCGUUCAUGCACUCUAUGAGAAGCUUGCGUCUGGGAAACUUCUCAACGGAGCUGCCGUUUUGACGACUACAAGACCUACGGCUCUACCAUGCAUCGAAAAGAUUCCUUUUGACAAAGUCUACGAGAUCCUCGGUUUCUCAUCCACACAAGUCGAAGAUUAUGUAACCAAAUUUGGUGAAGACAAGGAUGUGGGAAAAACAGUAUGGCGACACAUCGGCGGUAACAUGAACAUCCUCUCUCUAUGCUACAUUCCUGCGAGUUGCUUCAUCAUUUGCUCAACUCUCUUUCAUAUGCUGAGCUUUAAAGGAAUUAAAACUCUUAGCCUACCAAAGAAACUAACAGAUAUUUACAAGAAAGCAGUGAAAAUUAUUUAUCUGAGGCAUAACGAAGACUUCCGCGGCAAGAAUUUCACUAGCGAAGACUUAGAAUCGGACGAUUUGCCCCGAGAAGUUGAAGAGAAAUUUAAAAACCUGGAAAAGAUGGCUUUUGAAGGAAUUAAAGAAGGAAGACUAAUGUUUGGAGGAAACGAAGUACAAGGAAUGGAAGGCAGCGCCCUCUUUCACCGCCUACCCGACUGCCGAACUGACGAGUCAAACCGCGAAAAACAAUUCUGUUUUAUUCAUUUAACAAUGCAAGAGUUUUUCGCUGCCAGGCACCUGGCGAAUAUGAGUGAAACAGAAUUGAAGAGCUUUGUUUCCAUGAACAUAGAGGAUGGCAAAUGGGAACUGGUUUUCCAGUUUCUAGCAGGACUAAUGAACGAUAAAGAAAACCUACCGAGCGAAAUUAUCACAGACCUUCUUCCUGUGGAAACUGAAGAGAAAGAAAGCGGGCACUACAACGAAGAGUGGACUGGGAAAGUCACCUGCUGGCCGACUAAUGAUAAAAAACAUUUUGCAGUGACAUUAUUGAAGUGUUGUAGUGAAAACAGUGAGAUGAAAACAAAAGUUCAAAGAAAACUUCAACAAACUAACUUUGAUUUUGUAAAAUUUAAUUCUUGUCAACUGACAGCUGCUUUAAUAGAUACUGUAAUUGAGAAUCAAGGUAAAAAAAUUUCACAUUUAGAUUUGAGUGGCAAUAACAUUGGCCCUUCGGGCUGUUUAGAGAUUUGUAAAUUGUUAAAAUGUAGGAAUUCUCAACUCAGCUGGUUAAACCUCACAGACAAUCAAUUGACAGAUGAAGAAGCAAAGUAUUUAGCUGACGCCAUCAGAGACAAGAACUGUCAGCUACGCUGGUUAUACCUCUGGGAGAAUAACAUCACAGACAAAGGAGCACAGCACUUGGCUGAAGCCAUCAGCAACGAAAACUGUCAGCUACGCACGUUAUUCCUCAAUGACAAUAACAUCAGAGACAAAGGAGCACAGCACUUGGCUGAAGCCAUCAGCAACGAAAACUGUCAGCUACACAGGUUAAACCUCAAACGCAAUAACAUCACAGAAGCAGGUGAACAACACCUAGAGAUUUUACUUAGCAAGAGUCAGUCUGACUGUUACCUUGGUAUAUAGCAUGGCUAAUUUCACAAAUAAUCGAUAAAACUAAAAGGAAAUUAUAUUACCUAAUUACAAUUUAAAAAUGUGAGGUAACCAGCACAGUAUCAUUUGAAACCCAACAACUUAACAUAUGAAUGAGAGAAAAACUAUGUUUGUGAAGAAGCUAGAGCAGCGAGAUUAUUUGAACCAGAUCGAAAUGAAAAAAAAAAAUGAACCAAUAAACAUGUUUAUCGACAGCAAAGGAUGUCGCACCAAUGGCAAUGAAGUAAAAACACAAAGCUUACUGCUGAGAAAACAAACAAAUCUCUGACCUCUCAGGAAACUUGCCCAUUUUAUGAUUGGCUAGUUUCGAUCCUAAUUUACUCCAAGCUUCUGUAUGUUUUAAUCAGCUUGUGUCUGUUACAAGGUAUAGUUUUCUGUUGAGUUUAGUAAGUUCUUGUGGAGAUUAUAAGCAUCAAUGAUUAUCAGAGUAAUCCGGGUCAAGUAGUCGUUUACUUACUGCAGAUGAAAUCGUAGCAAAAUUGUAAAUUUAAAAAUUCGGCUUUUCAAAGAGAAAAGACCUUCCAAUGGUAGGUUAGAGAGUUACUCUAUUUCAUAUUAAUAAGUCGCACAAGUUUUUUGAGGUUUCUGCAGUCGUUGUAAAUAUUAGGUUAUGUCUACACUAUACCGAACUGCUUUUCGUGUCGACAUGAAAACCACUGCCGCAUAGUAUGAACAGAAACGGCCCAGAAUUGAAACAAGUCGUUCACAUGGGCUAACGGAUUGCACCGAAGCAAAUAAAUAUUACAAUAAAUAUCCCAGACCCAGCUCAUGUAAAUACUAGCGUUCUUUUGUACAUAAUUAGGGCUUGCCUGCCAUUACCAUGAUAAAAUGUGUGGCACAGGACUGAUUAAUGAAGAUGCUGCUUUGGUAGUGUAGGAACUGUGAUGAUCACUCUCAUCUUCAGUAAUUAAUUUGCAUAUCAUAUCUGAUACUCCUAUAUUUACACUUGAUCAAGACUUUAUAACAGUUGAGAUUUACCUGGCUAGUAUUUGUAGAUAGGGCCAGAGUUCCUAAGGUUAUCAAAUAAAUAUCGAAUAAAUCAUGUAA
Stylophora pistillata is the source of this 3809-nucleotide messenger RNA. Its product is annotated as nacht, lrr and pyd domains-containing protein 1b-like. Gene Ontology annotation, cellular component: cytoplasm. The record is from RefSeq and is a predicted model, not a curated record. Lineage: Eukaryota; Metazoa; Cnidaria; Anthozoa; Scleractinia; Pocilloporidae. Gene Ontology annotation, molecular function: protein binding.